Molecule: messenger RNA, 1190 nt
Organism: Trametes versicolor FP-101664 SS1
Lineage: Eukaryota; Fungi; Basidiomycota; Agaricomycetes; Polyporales; Polyporaceae
Product: regucalcin
Exons: 9
Coding region: 1-924 (307 amino acids)
Biological process (GO): L-ascorbic acid biosynthetic process
Molecular function (GO): gluconolactonase activity; calcium ion binding
Source: RefSeq, a predicted model, not a curated record
AUGCCUCCUCGACGAAUCUCGGUGGACAAACCGCUCCUGCAUCUCAACUGCAGUCUGGGCGAAGGGCCCAUAUAUGACCCCGAGACGUCGGUCCUACACUUCGUCGAUAUUGAGAAAAACAAGGUCUAUCACUAUAACACAGCGUCGGGGACGUUGGACUGUCAGCAGUUCGAGGAGUCCAUCACCUGCCUUGCGCUGCGCCGCGACCAGGAAGGCCUUGCUUGCGCCACGACGCAUGGGUUCGCCGUUAUCGAGAACUCAAAAUUGCGAUACCUCAGCCGGCCUCUCCCAGCAGACUUUCAGCCAUUCACUAGAUUCAACGACGGUGCCUGUGACCCGCAGGGUCGCUUCAUUGCGGGAACCUUGUUCAACAAAACCCACGGCAUUCCAGGACAGCUCUACAUCUAUGACCCCGACCGCGACACCUGUAGGGUGCUUGAUCCCGGGCCGUUCACGGACAGUAACGGCGUAGGCUGGCUGGACGAUGGCAAAACCAUGCUGUUCACGGACUCGUUCGAGAACAAGAUAUACGCCUACGAUUACACCGAUGGGCAAGUAUCCGGCAGACGGGUAUUUGUAGACGCAAUGUCACAAGGUCUGCCCCCGGGAACGUACCCCGAUGGCCUCUGCAUCGAUAAGGACGGCGGGGUGUGGUCGGCACGCUGGGGCGGGUCCAGGAUCAUCAGGUACUCUAGAGACGGGGAGAUGGAUCUCGAGGUCUUCUUCCCAAAGGCGCUCAAUAUCACGGCGUGCACAUUCGGAGGGCCGAACGGUGACCAGCUCUACGUGACCACCGCGCACUGUGGGGCGUGUGGAGGUGAUGCCACCCGGCAGGCCGACUACCCUGAUUCCGGUAAUUUGUUCGUGGUCGACUUAUCGGGUGCAUUCGUCGGCGGUGAAUGGCGGUUCAAGUUCGCGGGCUAAGGGCUCACGGGACGCGCGGCACAAGGGGGGUCUUGCUUCUAGAGCGGAAUGUGGGUGCAGUGGUGCCGUCAAGGUGUUGUAAGAGAGGGUGCCUUUCGUCACCGAUUCGAAGUCACCGUCCUCGGUGUCAGUUCCUGGAUGCGAAUGUAUGGACAUUUCAUGGCUUGCAGAUGGCGGGGUUCGAGGUGCUUGCGCUUGCAGUGUAAGACGUCAAGAUCUGCGGCUCCUAUCGAACACGCUGAGUUAAUCGACGGCCUCUACGACCC